AUGUUAAGCAGAUGCACUCCUGAAUCACGGCACAAAAUGGUGAAUAGUCAGAGCCCACAAGAGCUCAUAGGCUCAUACUUCCUCGAUUUCUGGCGACUCAACUCCAAGACAACCUCCACAACCCCAAACCCAGAAAUGAUGGACGAAGAAGAUGACGAACUGGGUCCCACUGAGCUCGACACCUUCACCAGCUCCGGUGGGUACUCGGUAGUGGGCACUGACAAGCUCUCGGUUCACUACCCGAGCGUCAAUCUUCACGGCCAUGAUGUUGGUGUGGUUCAGGCCAAUCGGCCGGCCCCGGUGAAGAGGCUGGUGUAUUAUUUCGAGAUUUUUGUUAAGAAUGCUGGGGCUAAAGGCCAAAUUGCGAUUGGGUUCACCGCUGAGGGUUUCAAGAGGCACCGACAUCCUGGGUCAGUAAUAUGA
Ilex paraguariensis (yerba mate) is the source of this 423-nucleotide messenger RNA. NCBI's taxonomy places the organism in Eukaryota, Viridiplantae, Streptophyta, Magnoliopsida, Aquifoliales, Aquifoliaceae. The record is from the annotation of a GenBank genome assembly.